CACACGUAGAGAACGAUGGGAUACAUGGUCAUGGAACACACAGGACUGCAAUGGCGAGCCUAGAAAGAAGUAGUCCAUCGAUGUUUCUGGGCCAGUCCUGGUCCAGUUGGGCCGAUAAGGUCACAAAUCAGGAAGAUGAAGAUGCAGAAAACGACGAGAAAAGUGACAGGACAGGUGAAGAAAUGGUGCCUGAAAUGUCGCGAGAAAAGGAGGAGCCACAAGUAAUGAGGCUGAAGAUGGAGGAUUCUCCAAUGUUUGGGCUUUGUCCAGCAAGGGAUGAGUUCUACCUGGUGGUGUGUGAGCAGUGUAAACAAGUGGUCAAACCUCAGGCAUUACAGAGGCAUAUAGAGUUCCGCCAUGGGAAGCCUCCGGACGGACCACUGCCUCCUCUGCCUAUUCCUGCUCCUUUGGGAGGCACCUCGUCACCCACCUGCAAUAAGCAGAUAAUGCAUGCACAUCGGAAAACAGGCAGAUCGGUAUCAAGACCACCCUCUCGGUCAAACUCUCAUCCGCUGUUUGUGUCGCUGCCACAAGUUGCAAACUCCCCUUCCCCGGAAUCUGAAACAAAAAGGACACAAAGCGUGCCUGAUUUAAUCGCUGCCGCAAAGCCUUCCAUAGACAUUAGUCCCAUGAGGCAAUUGGAAGAUCACCUGCGGCAACCCCACAGCACCUCACCACCGCCACCUCACGACCCUCACAUACCGUCGCAAGGGUCUCCUCCGUCUUCAAACCACGAUGUACUUUCAGCUCCAUCUUCUCCCGUGGAUACAGUACUUUUAGAUUCGCCGUCUCUGAGUGGGAUAACAUCCUUUUCCUCCCUCCAGACAACAGAACUCUCGCAGGAGCUAUCCAUUCAAGUGCCAUCUCAAGAUGACUCACUUGUCAAUAGAACUGUGCCCUCUAUUGAUACAAACUAUGCAGGUGAAAACGUGGAGGUUGUGUUAGCGUCUCCUCCUGUACAAACCAUGCCUGUGCCACUAACAUCAGCAGAGAGUUUAUCAACGUCCCUUUCCACGCCUCAUAUUAUCUCACUCCCUCUUGCUGACACCCUUCCACAGGUCCAGCUCCAAUCAGAAGCUUCAAAUCUUAUCCAAAUCAGCCACCCAAGCUCCACAAAUUACUCCCCAGUCAAGCCACGCCCUAUAGCUAUUACCCCUACUCCUACCCCUCCACCGGCACCAUCAGUAACCCCUCCCACUCCCAAGUCAUCUGGGAAGAAGAAGAAGGUCAACACAGUCAAGUCAGAUAAGAAUGUCCCUUGUAAAGAUCGACGGUAUGAUCCUGAUAAACAUUGUGGCGUGUGGAGUGAUGAGCAUAAGAGACAUUGCACAAGAUCUCUUACUUGCAAGACCCACUCGCUAUCCCUACGAAGGGCAGUGCAGGGGCGGCGGCUUCCAUUCAAUGAACUUCUGGCCGAGCACAAGGCUAGGUCUCAGGCCCUUGCUGCUGCCAAGGCUGCUGCAGCUGGUGGUGCAACUCCUGGAGCAACUACCACAACUGCCACCUCUACCAACACCACUGUCCUCAGCAAUAACCGUAGCAAUGCAUCAGGUGGAACCCACCCCUCGAUCUCAAAGUCCAUCAAGAAGGAAAUUGUAAAUCCACAGAAUCUUGGAGGAACUCCCACUGUACCUGUUCUACAUGGCCCUGGUCCUACUCCUAUUAUUAUCAACUCAUCUUCACAUCCUCUCAAGAGGGCACUGUCGGUGUCAACCGCAUCAUCCUCCAUUCAUCUGGUGCGGGAUGACUCCUCCUCCUCCCCCUCCUCGUCGCUGGUAGUGGUUCCUCUGGAUACCUCUCAGCAGAAUCCAGCCCCCCUCAGGCAGCAGGAGCACCACCCCUCCCCGACACAUCAGAGGCUAUCGUCUCAGGGUGUGGAAGGAAAGGAGGCAGGAGACAGACUAGACUCUCCUUGCACUCAUCAUCAUCCAAGGCCUUUUGCUAUGUGUACUUAUGGCUCCAAGAGGACGGAGCAAGGUAUGGUGGUGCUUAACAGACGGCAGGACCGUCUCAGGGCAGCUUUAGCUGGUCUGGUGGAAAGACAACUCAAACCGCCUCCAUUGAAGAAAGUGUGUCACUCUCAGGAAUCAGCAGUUGUACCAAAUCUUGCCAAGAACGGCAGCAACAUCACCUCAGUGCCUCCCAAACUUACAAACUCACACAUGGACCAAGGCCUCCUUCAUUCAGCGGUGCCAAACGCCAAGCUCUCCAAGUCCAGUACCUCCAAGAGCAAGAAAUCAAAGGCCAGUAGGUCGGAAAAGAGCGGCGAUGGGGGUUUCUCACACCAAGUCAAAAAUUCAAAAGUACGGAGGAAAAGCGGGAGCAGUGCAUCGGGGGGUGUCUCCCCCGCGAUUAUUCAGAGCAGCAGUGCAAGUAACAUAGUGCAUAACAUUUUUGCUGUGUCCUCGAAUAGCAACGUGCCGCUUGCAAUAGCACCGACCACGUACACGGUGGUGGGUGGCAAUGGACUUCAAUCUGUGGAUAUGAUUAAUAUGGAUAAUAAUACAAGUGUAGCGGAUAUGCAAGGACAGCUCUUGAAGAACCUGAGAUUUGUGGUGACAAACAUUGAUAAUACAAACAAUGCUGCAGGAGCGUCGCAACCUGCAAUCACAUUACCGAUCCUCAAUGCCGUCGGCAACGCGCCUAUGGUCAUUGGGAACAUAGGAGCAUUGCAGCUCCACGAUGGUAAAAUGAACAUCAAAUCCAGGACAAAGAAUGUUGGAAGUAAGAAUCUUGAGAGACAAAGUUCAAGAACUCGUAAGCCUUCAGGGAGUGGCAUUGUGCAUUGUUCUCCUCAGCAGACAGUGCAGAUAGGUACAGUUCAAGGAGAUACAAUCAUUGUUCAGGAUCAAGGUGUCAUUUCUAGCAUGAGGAGUUCUCCUAGUCCUGUUCAAAGACCAGAGUCUGCAAGUCCUCAGUUGACAUCCCUCCCAAAUGGCAUCAUUCCAUCUCCCGCUGGCACCGCCCUCUACACUGGCAACAAGGUGUAUGGUGGCAGUUCGGCAGGUAAUGCAGUGGUAGGAGUCGGAGCAAGCGGUGGCGUGGUAAUGGUUGAUCAGCAUCACCCUCAUCACCAUCAACACCACCAACCACAGCAUCAUCAUCAUCACCAGCAGCAGCAACAACCACAGCAACAGCAGCAGCAGCUACCAGGGGAUAUUACUAGCCCAAGUGGUACAAGUACCCCUAGCCCUGGGGGAAACUCUACCGAGACCUCUCCCAGCGGAAGCUUUCAGUACAGCUCAGGAAUCCAAAGUCUAAGUGCAAACAAAUCUUUUUCAUCCUCCAACUCUUCCAAGUCCAGCAGUGGUAGCCGCAAACAGCAGCAGAACGCCAAGACAAGCAGCGGUGGAGCAAUUUCGGGAGGUGGAGCUCACACCAACCAACAUCCGACCCCCUCGGUCCAACCCAUCCCAUUCCAAGUACCCAUACAGCACAUCAUGGCCAACCUGAUUGAUGCCCAGGGGAAAUCUUUAAGUGCCAUCAUCCCUGCCAAUCAUCAACUCUUCUCCAGCAUCCAGCUCCAGCAGGGUGGGGGUGGGGCUUCUGCUGCCACCCCCGGUGCACCUGUCAUGCAGGGUGUGGUAGCACCGGGAGACCACCAGAACAAGGCAUCAUCACCACCCACGGUUGCUGGAGCAGCUGCAUCCAUCCUCGCUCAGCAGCCUUUAGCCUUGUCUCUGCAGCAGCAGACAGCACUUCAUCAUCAUCAGGCAGGGAAUCAACCUAUCAGGUUACAAGGAACAGGGCUUGCUACUGUCGCAUCGGUUGGCGAACAUACAGCUCAGGUGGUGUUGAGUCCAAGUGGAACAGGGGAUCCGAGACAGGAACUUAAACUGCAUCAUUAGCAUGAAUGAAAUGGUUUAUCCUAAAGCAGAAGCUUGCACUAUGUCCAGGGUUUAGGAUGUCAUACUCUAAACACACUCUUUCCUCCAUUUGUCCCACUCUGUUUAAUACUCCUGAAAUAAGUCAUGUGGACAAAUCUAAAUUUUCUAAUCAGGCAUGGAUACCGUGCAGCUGAUCUGAAAGUUCUUUUCUAAACCCAUUUCUAUGUAAUACAAUGACUUCCAAUUCCAGAUCUAGAUAUUUAAUGAAGUCUAAUUAUAAUUGAAAUAUAACAAUAAUGAUGAAAUAAAAAUAUGAAAAUAGUCUUGAUGACAUAUUUUACUCUUAAAUUGCACAAGUAGAUAUAGAAGUUAAAACAACAAAGGAUUGUUUGAAAGGGGUGUGAACCAAAACAAAACUUAACUUCCAUUGUAAAAACCUGAUAUUUGUACCAGAUCAGUGCAUAGCUCUUUUGAGGAAGGUUGGGUCUUUAGAAUGUCUUCAGUAUAACUUUUCUAUCCAUGUUUUUAGACAAUGGAUACUGAUGAGGGUGCAUUUAUCGGGAAAGACCUAAUCUGCUUUUGAUGGAAAGCUUCAAUUCACAUCGGUUUGAAAUGUCAUAUUGUGGAUACAAACAGAUUUGCUAUUGCUUCUCAAUUCAACAAAUGGUGAAAUGCAAUAGUGAUUCAUCUCAAGUCACUCAAUCUAUAGUAGUUUCGGCAAAAUGUCAUUCAUUACCUGUAUGUGUGAGUAUACAUGCAGAUCAUUGUGUUCCUAUCUAGACGAUUGGAGUUGAUCAGAUGGAUCGGGAAAAUUGGUGAGAGAGAGAGAGAGAGAGAGUAUUUGUUUUGUAUCAAAUGGGCUUUCAGUGCAGUCCCCCUGAAUACUGGUAUUAAAAGAACACUUUCAUAUCUGAUGCAAGAUUAAAUACCUGAACAUGUUGAUUUGUGUCUGUUUAAAUGAGAUGAAUUAAGAAGAUCCUUGGAUGUUUGGAGUCUGCGGGAAACAAGUAUCAAGCCAUACUUCAUCAAAGAACAAUAAAUGUCUUUGACAACAUUCAAGAUGCAAGCUAUGUUUAUAGGUAUGCCAAAAGAACCUAGUCAAGUUUCUUUGGUAUAUUUACUGUUGAUUAUUGGAUUAAUGAGAGCGGUUUGUAGCCAAUUUUCUGCAGAUUCCUUUACAUACAUCACCAAGUGGUGACUAUUACGAUGGAUUAAUAUGAAUGGAAUCAACAAUAAACUAUUUAAAUCUCAUCAAUAUAGGUGCCUGGGAGGAAUAUGCAAUUAUUGACGCAAACACGAAGAGAAAAGGUCAGAGCUUCUCUCCUGUUUUUUAUUUUUAUUUACUAAGUGCAAUUUUUCAUGAAAUCUCUGUGAAUUGAGGAGAGAACCAUUGAUCAUUGUGAGGUUUGACUUGCAGACAGAAAGCUUUGAAUGUUGAUUAUAUUCAAAUUUUAUGUCAUGUCAUGGAGAUGUAAUAUUAUGUCAGUUUUCAGACCAUCGAUUAUGACUUGUGCUAUGUGAUAUGUGCUGUAGAGAGGUUUAAAAAAGAGACUAUAUUCAGCUAUGAAGUGAAGUGAACUUAAUGGCUAUAUCAUGCCGUGGUAAUUAAGAUAGCAAUGUAUUUAACAGAUAAUCAGGUUUAAAGCAAGGCUUGAGGAGGAUAUUUGUUGCUUUGCACUCAGCAUGUUUUGUAAAAGUAGCUUAAAAUUGGUAGAAUGAUUUCCAAAGAAGGGUUGUUGUAUGUGUCCAUGUCUCUACACUCUCCAUAUGGCCAUAUAUGGCUUACAAGUUUCUGCCAAGCUAUGCUACAACAAAUCCAUGUUGCUUACAACCUUCCUGCUGCCAUAUUUUUGUUUCAUAACCGAAUUAAUUUAUUCUGCCUUAUUUAUUCAGCUUUUUGUAUUAGUCUACUUAAAUAUAGUCAUAUGGUAUAAUGUAGUUAUUAGGUUUUGCCAAACCAUUCAGUAGCAAAUCGCAUAUUAUUGGGAUUUGAGAGAUACCAUAACCACCUUGCUAUUUAAUGAAAUAUAGAUUUAAAAUAAUGACAGUCUUAGUUGUUGUUGUUGUUCGUUAAGGUUCAUAGGAACCUUGGGUACAAUAUAUAUUAUACACUUUUUCCCCCACAAUAUAUCAAUUUCUGCUUGUUCUUUUUACAGAAUUGUGGUCCUUCUUGUAAGUUUAUGUUACUUCAGCACCAUUGCUUUCACUUCACCAUACAUUUGAAGAGCUUAUUUAUUUGAUUUUUCUUUUCUCCCCAAAAUUUCCCCAUCAUUAUCUAAAACUGAUUUUAAAUUGAGGUCUACUCUUAUGCUGUGAGAUAGUAUUAGAAUAUGACAAAAGACUGCUAAUUUCUUUAACUCUAAACUGUGGCUUGCAUAAAACUGUCUUUUAGCAUAGAACAUACCAAAGAAUAAGCUUGGAUGCUGAAUCUUAUUUGCGUUAAUCUAUACAUCGGAAUCUCACUUUACUUGUUCUGUCAAAUAGGGCCCAUAGGAACAUCUUUGUGAACAAUAAUAGAAAGAAAAAGAAAACAUAUUGACAUAUGCCUCCCCCCUGUUAUGACCUUAUUUUGUUCUAUUUAUUUCAUUAUGAAUUAUGAAUACUGUACAUAGGGUCUGCAUCAUUCUUUGGGGGGGGGGGGGGGGAUCAUGUCCUAUAUAUUUUUCAAUUUUUAUUUUCUUUCUUAUUCAACUUGUUUUCUGAAAAUAUUCCUGACCUUAUGGUUAAAACGCUUAAUACCCCAGUCUUAUGAUUCAGGCUUGCCCGGCCCGCACAGAGUGUAUGCACAUUCUCCACUCUGCUAUCAGCUUGUUUAUUUAUUAUCUGACUCGUAGCGUAGCAAUCAAUAGUUUGGUAGACAUGAUGUUCAUGUCUGCUGUCUUUACCUUGCCAAGUCAUAAUAGUACAUCUUUUUUGUUUCUUCACUUUGUUCUGUCGUGCCAAACGGGUGAUUGCUUUUUGAAUAUGAUUUGCACGUCUUGUACCCUCCCAGUGGAGGAGUAGAAACCUCCCAUUGAAUCAAGCUAGUCCUUUAUAGAAAUGCAGCUGUCACAGAAAAGUAUCACCGUAUUAACUUGUAUGUAGGACAUUUUUCUUGUUUGUAAUGUAUCAUCUCUCAGAGUAAGAGACUUCUGUUUAGUUUGCUUUAGUCCCAUGUAAUACUAUUUACCGGUAAUGUAGUUAUUUCACGUCCAUGCACCUUUUAUUGUUGUUAAGAACACCUCAGAAACUGUCAAUCUCAUUCUUGUCUUGACCUGAUUCACCGUGAUUAUAUCUCGUACCAGCUUGGAAGGAACCCAACAGAAUUAAUAAUGUUUCAUUGGCUGGCAAUUGAUAAUUUACAUUUCUUGCUAAACAGAAUUGGGACUUUUAUUUCUAUAUAUAAUAAAAUGUAAUGUCUGAUUGAUUCAAUAUCCUAUAUUUCUUUAACAAAUUGAUUAAUACUGUUGUAUAAGAUAUAAGACCAACUAUCAGAACAGAAUUGUACACAAUAGCAAAAUGAUUUUUGAUGAAAAAUUUUGAAAAAAGUGUUGUUUUUAUUAAAAAGUUUAAAAAGCAUCUUAAUCCUAUACAUGUAUCACAACAAACACAAUAUGGUUGUUGGUUAUCUGCAAGUAACUUCUUUUCAAUACUACUUACAAUUUCCCCUUAAUUAAUUUAGUCUGUGAUAUUAUCUCCCAUUUAAGUUAUCAAAUAAAUGAGUAUGAAAUGGUGUUCAGUCUAUAAGAUUACAUGCGCUCAUCGUCAGAAUUUGACAUUUUGCAAAAUAGCACAAAAGUUUAAAAUAGUUUGAUCUUUUGCAGUCACAACAUUCCAAUCUUUAUACUUCAGCAGGGCUGUAAGCAAGUUCAAUCGGGUUGUCCUUUUUUUCUUCUUCUUGUUUUGCUAUUGUCAAUGUAAUUAAAUAUUGCAUUCAGUAAAGUACUAUCUCACCACUAUCAAGCCAUACAUUGAAGAAUAUUGCAAGCUUUACAUAAAGUCACCUCUUCAAGGUUUUAUCCUUUGUUGAAAGUCAAUACGCAAAACAGAAUACAGAUUGGAAG
Messenger RNA from Strongylocentrotus purpuratus (purple sea urchin), 7870 nucleotides. Its product is annotated as ataxin-7-like protein 1. Bases 51 to 3848 code for a protein of 1265 amino acids. NCBI's taxonomy places the organism in Eukaryota, Metazoa, Echinodermata, Echinoidea, Camarodonta, Strongylocentrotidae. The record is from RefSeq and is a predicted model, not a curated record. The transcript is spliced from 12 exons.